CCCCGACCCCGGCCCCGGCCCCGGCCCCGGCCCCGGCCCCGGCCCCGACCCGCCCGCCAUGGCCCGGGACUACGACCACCUCUUCAAGCUGCUCAUCAUCGGCGACAGCGGUGUGGGCAAGAGCAGUUUAUUGUUGCGUUUUGCGGACAACACUUUCUCAGGCAGCUACAUCACCACGAUCGGAGUGGAUUUCAAGAUCCGGACCGUGGAGAUUAACGGGGAGAAGGUGAAGCUGCAGAUCUGGGACACGGCGGGGCAGGAGCGCUUCCGCACCAUCACCUCCACGUACUAUCGGGGGACUCACGGUGUCAUCGUGGUGUAUGACGUCACCAGCGCGGAGUCCUUUGUCAAUGUCAAGCGGUGGCUGCACGAGAUCAACCAGAACUGCGACGACGUGUGCCGGAUAUUAGUGGGCAACAAGAAUGACGACCCCGAGCGGAAGGUGGUGGAGACCGAAGAUGCUUACAAGUUUGCCGGGCAGAUGGGCAUCCAGUUGUUCGAAACCAGUGCCAAGGAGAACAUCAACGUGGAAGAGAUGUUCAACUGCAUCACAGAGUUGGUCCUCCGAGCCAAGAAAGACAAUUUAGCCAAACAGCAGCAGCAGCAACAGAAUGACGUGGUGAAGCUCACGAAGAACAGUAAACGGAAGAAACGCUGCUGCUAAUGCCGCAGUGGCGGCAGAGACUGAACUGUGGCCGCUCCAGGCCCAGCCCGGGCCCGGGGGGGACAGGCGCAGUUUUGUGCCGUUAUUUAAAGAAUUCUCUCCACGUCUUUUGUAUCGGGAGGCACCGUCAGCACUUCCCUCCCCUCUUCCCUUGAGUGCCAAGAAGGUGCUGGACAAGCCUGCCCUGCCCUGCCCUUCUGGUGCCCCUGACCCCGGCCAAGGCGCCCGGGCCCGGCGAGGACAAUGCCAGCUGUGUGGACUGAUUAACCAGAUUUGUACAUAAUGUAUAUUGCUUUUAACGGCCACGUCCCCCUCGUCCUGCUCCGGCUUUGCCUCCUCAAUGCCAACCUGCUGCAGCAGUCCUGUCUCAUCCCAUUCCCUUCUACACCUUCGGCUUUUGGAGGAGACAGGCCUGGCAUCUUGCUGGGGUGGGUCCCGUGCUUAGCAUUCUCUUUCUCCCCUCCAGGCUGUGGCAGUCCUUGGCGCAGAGGGUCUCUCCAGGGACUCUUCCCAACCCAGUUCCUGCCCCUCAGUACUGCAGAGGGAGUCACUCCGGCCCUUCGGCCCUCAGGUUUCUUGUCCUGCCUUCUCAGGGCCUCCGAGCUUAAAUUAAAUGCCUGGAAGCCGGGGCUGCUUAUAUAGACCAACGAGCGGCGGUUCCCACAGAUAGGGGGUGUGUGUGCGGGGGCAGGCAUCGUGGGGCGGGUGGGCAGACAGGAGCCUCAUUUUAACUGGUAAAAUGGAGCCAAAUCAAAUGAUGGUCCUCAUCCUUAUUUUCCUGAGUGGCAGCAGUGGCUUCCCACUCUGGGGCCUGUGUUUUUAGAAAAAGUGAAUGGCUUCCUGUCAUUGUGGGCUUUUGGCAAAGCAGCUGCCUGCCUGGCCUGGCUGCUUUUUGGGAAAGGGGCCCCCCGCCUUGUCUCUGCUGGACCAAGGCCUCGGGUUUCUGCUGCAGCUGUAGAGACUGGACCCGGGUGUGGACAAGGCAAGGCAGGUUUGUUCUGUCGGUUCCUUAGUUAAGCUGGGAAUGUGCCAGGGAGCCAGCUCUACCCCACCUCUGUCCCCAGGAGGAGAAACUGGGGUUCCCUGUCCUCAAUGACCAGAGGCCCCCCUCAGGACAUUUCAUUUCCCUUCCUCCCCCCCCCCCCCAAAGAAUCAUGUUAUCUGGGAGUAAUUUAUUUUAACAUCGCGUGUUAGGAGGUUUCUUUUCCCGGGUGAUUCCCAGGCUAAGCCUUGAUUGGACAAUCAUCACAGGCCGUGUGCAGAUUUCCCACGUUAACCUUGUGGACGGGUUUUUAAUCAAAGAGCCGGGUGUUCGGAGCCCAGACUGCCGAGAGCCUGAGGGAGCGAUGGGUCUUCUCCUCCAAGCAGUAGGUGGGGUGGGGGCAACGGGCCUGGGAACUCGGUGCUGCGGGGCCCACCUGCCUGCCUCGUUCCCAGGACCCUGGUGAUGGUGGUUGUGGGUUCCGGAAGGACAGGGAUGCAGAACCUGGAGUUCCAGGGGUGGUGUUGGCCGCAGACACUCGAUUCGGAGUCUGGGGCCGCCAGUAUGGCCGUGCUUGCAGAUCCAAGCGGUGAGGAUGGGGGUCCUGGACAAUCUGGCCGCCCAGAGCCCACUGUGGCUUCUGGCGGCAGGACAUGGACCCCAGUGGCGGGUGAUUUGGCGACUGCCUGUCCUGCUGAGUAUCACGCAUGAUUUGGGGUGGGGGAGGGGCUUACAGGCUCAGACCGUCUGGUGUCCUGGUGGAUCUGAUGUGAAAUUCCCGUUGAACAACAAAACUUCAAUGGUUUGCUAGGACUAUUUCUGUAUCGAAAGUUUCUAAUGAUGCUUUUUAAAAAAAAAUACUAAAAAUAAAGGUUCAAGCUGCCAAA
Messenger RNA from Suncus etruscus (white-toothed pygmy shrew), 2533 nucleotides. It is a transcript of the gene RAB35, whose product is annotated as RAB35, member RAS oncogene family. Lineage: Eukaryota; Metazoa; Chordata; Mammalia; Eulipotyphla; Soricidae. Gene Ontology annotation, cellular component: endosome membrane; plasma membrane. The transcript is spliced from 6 exons. Gene Ontology annotation, biological process: endocytic recycling; Rab protein signal transduction. The record is from RefSeq and is a predicted model, not a curated record. Gene Ontology annotation, molecular function: GTPase activity; GTP binding. The coding region runs from base 59 to 664 and encodes 201 amino acids.